AACCGCGUGUUGUGUGUGUGCGCUGUCCUUCCUUCCUUUCCCAGUAGCCAAGAACAAGAAGCAUCUCCUCUCCUCCUCCCUUUCUUCCUCCUCGCAUCCUCUCUUCCUCGCCAAGUUCUCACCAACCAACCCCGCCCGACGCUGCUCUGGACCCCUGCAGGUAGCGACAGCUGUCCAAGACCGGCCAAGAACUCACCCACUCAACAGAGAGAGCGAGAGAGGAGGAAAGGGAAGCGGAAGCAGGGAGAUGGGGCAGGCUCUGCGCAGGCUCUUCGACUCCUUCUUCUCCACCAAGGAGAUGAGGGUUGUGAUGCUUGGUUUGGAUGCAGCUGGCAAAACAACAAUCUUGUAUAGGCUGCACAUGGGGGAGGUUCUUUCAACAGUCCCUACAGUAGGUUUUAACGUUGAGAAGGUUCAGUACAAGAACGUGGCAUUUACCGUGUGGGAUGUUGGCGGACAAGAAAAGCUCAGGCCAUUAUGGAAGAUGUACCUCAGCAAUUCCGAUGCACUGAUCUAUGUUGUUGAUUCUUUGGACAGAGAAAGGAUUGGAGAUGCCAGACAAGAAUUCCAGACCAUUAUCAAGGACCCUUUGAUGGCAAACAGCAUAAUCUUAGUAUUAGCAAACAAGCAGGACUUGAGAGGUGCGAUGAGCCCGGAGGAGGUGAGCGAAGGGAUGGGCCUUCAUGAUCUCAAGAACAGACUAUGGCAUAUACAGGGGACGUGUGCACUCCGGGGUGAGGGCCUUUAUGAUGGGCUGGAUUGGCUUGCGUCCACCCUGAAGCAGUUGCAGGACACAGGCCAUUCUACUUCAGUCGCUGGCCCUUCCAUCUAAUUUCCCCAGCAAAAAGUGCAGUGUCCUUGACGCUCCUUGCCUGACGCCAUGAUCGUCCAUCCAUCCGGUUGAUAUGUUCAUCUCACAAGGAGUAUGCCUGACGGCUCACUGCGGCGGAUGUCAUUGUUACCAGUGUGUUCAUUCGAUACGAGAUGGCGCUGACUCAGCUGACAGCAACUCGGCAGUGUUAUCUUCUUUCUCCUGAGAUGGGCCGCAAAGCUCUGGAUAUCUGUAUGAAUGAAUGAUAAACAGUGGCACGGGAUUGUUUGUAUGUUGUGUAUACCUGAGUUGAGACUUGAGAAGGAAUGGCCCUUGUGCACCAGUUUGCCUAUUAGUAAUAAUAAUUAGAAAAAAAGAAAAAGCAGUUUGGUUA
Messenger RNA from Brachypodium distachyon (stiff brome), 1205 nucleotides. Its product is annotated as ADP-ribosylation factor. The transcript is spliced from 7 exons. Bases 248 to 832 code for a protein of 194 amino acids. Gene Ontology annotation, molecular function: GTPase activity; GTP binding. Gene Ontology annotation, cellular component: cytoplasm. NCBI's taxonomy places the organism in Eukaryota, Viridiplantae, Streptophyta, Magnoliopsida, Poales, Poaceae. Gene Ontology annotation, biological process: intracellular protein transport; vesicle-mediated transport. The record is from RefSeq and is a predicted model, not a curated record.